Molecule: messenger RNA, 885 nt
Organism: Galendromus occidentalis (western predatory mite)
Lineage: Eukaryota; Metazoa; Arthropoda; Arachnida; Mesostigmata; Phytoseiidae
Product: probable ubiquitin-conjugating enzyme E2 W-A
Exons: 7
Coding region: 144-614 (156 amino acids)
Source: RefSeq, a predicted model, not a curated record
AGAAUCGGCGGAGCGGAGCUGGUUUUCGAUCCGGUAUGGCGCGAGCCAAAAGCUUUGUUCUAAGGCAAUGAUUGCUCGCGUACGAUAGCCGCUGAGCCAUCUAUAAAAUUUUCGGAUAGGGAGUGCUGGUUGAGAAGAUCAGCAUGGCGUCGUACAGCACCGCAAACCGACUGAGCAAGCUCCUCAUGAAGGAAUACCUGAACAUGAGAUCAGACCCGCCUCAUGGUAUCGUCGUGAUUCCGAAUCAGAGGGACGAUCUCACGGAAUGGACUCUCGAAAUGUAUGGGCCAAAUGACUCGAUUUAUGCGGGGGAAGAGUUCAAACUCCUGUUCGUUUUCAACGACGAUUACCCCUUCAAACCUCCGAAGGUAAACUUCGUCCCCCCGCAAGUGCCGGUCAACCCGCAUGUUUUCUCGAAUGGGGAUAUAUGCCUAUCGAUUUUGACCAGGGAUUGGAGACCGUGUCUCAAUGUUGAGGCAGUAUGCGUAUCAAUCCAAUCGAUGCUGGCGUCCUGCAAACACAAGAAGCGACCUCCCGAUAAUGACUACUACCUGCACAUGAAGGCGACGAAUCCGGCUGCCUACAGAUGGGUUUACUACAAUGACAAAGCCUAAAAUGAGCUUCCCGUCCGUGAGCCAUCAGGCAUCGUGACUCUUGCACCGUUGCGAUGCAAACCACAGUACUUGUAAGCAUCAACGACCCGGGCGCGGGAGGGAGGAGGAAGCGCCACCCCUUAUCGUUUGGAUUCUCAUCAAUCUAGGUUUCCGCUCGUCUGUUACGUCUUACCUUUUCAUAGUGUGUAUCAUUCCGUGCAGUAUGCAGCUCCCUGUCUCGCUCAGGAAUUCCUUGCCAAAUGUGAUGAAUAAAGAGGGUUUGCCGAUUGAA